CAGCGAGCCCGGAGCAGAUCUGCUGGUGAGGAGGAGGCUUGGAGCAAAAUGGCUGCUGCGUGUCGGAGUGUGAAGGGCCUGGUUUCAGUGAUAACCGGAGGAGCCUCGGGGCUAGGCUUAGCCACGGCGAUGCGACUCGUGGGGCAGGGAGCCUCUGCUGUGCUUCUGGACCUGCCCAACUCGGAUGGAGAGGCCCAGGCCAAGAAAUUAGGGAAGAACUGUGCCUUCGCCCCUGUCGACGUGACCUCAGAGAAGGACGUGCAAGCAGCCCUGACUGUAGCAAAAGCAAAGUUUGGCCGUGUGGAUGUCGCAGUCAACUGUGCAGGCAUUGCCGUGGCCAUCAAGACAUACAACUUAAAGAGGGGCCAGGUCCAUAGCUUGGAGGACUUCCAACAAGUUCUCAAUGUGAAUCUCAUAGGUACCUUCAAUAUGAUCCGCCUCGUGGCCCAAGAAAUGGGCCAGAAUGAACCAGACCAAGGAGGCCAACGUGGCGUCAUCAUCAAUACUGCUAGUGUUGCAGCCUUUGAUGGCCAGGUUGGACAGGCUGCAUACUCUGCUUCUAAGGGGGGCAUAGUAGGCAUGACACUGCCUAUUGCUCGGGAUCUGGCUCCCAUUGGCAUACGGGUGAUGACCAUUGCUCCAGGUCUGUUUGGCACUCCAUUGCUGACUAGCCUCCCAGACAAGCCUUCUAUGAGCUUGAUGGAGACGGGGAAGAAGACCAUUCUGAGCUCAGCGACUGCUGGUAUUGAACUGUAGAUGAUACUGGGAUGUAGGUUGAUUGGUGUAGAUUCUUGAAUUCAGGUAAUUCUGCCUGUAAAAGAAGUCCAGUGUGCGUUCAGUUGAUGUCCUUUCCCUUUCUCCUUCUCAACAUCCGUCCUCACCUUCCCUGACUUUCAACAUCCCUCCCCACCACCAUCCCCUAGUACUCACUCUUUUUUUUGCUCCUUAGCCAGUUGGUGGUUGAAGGAGCCCAGCCCCCUCCGAAAUUCAGUACACAGUUCCCUCUCUUGCUGUUCCAGCUCUAGCAUUGCCUGGGCCAAGUAUGUGGUCUGGCUUUUCCAUUCCUCAUCCCGUGCUUUCUUGGCCUGGCGCUGUGCCUUCUUUUCACAGCGCUGCACUUCUUGGACUUUCCUGAUGGCAGCUCGCUGCUCUGGAGUCAUUCCCUUCCAGCAAUAGGGCAGGACUCGAUGGGGAGCGUUAGGGUUUUGGGCAACUUGGGGGUUCUCGGUCAGCAGGUCGCUUGUAAUCUGGUUUUGGAUAUCCAUAAAGUUGGCUGCCUGCUGACGCUGAUAUUCACAGUGCUUCCUCUCAGCCAGCUCAGUUACCUGGUGGGGUCCCCAUAAAUGUUAGCAUUUGAGUGGCCAACUUCACAAAACUUUCAGGUGUGGGGACGGGGCGGUUAUAUGAUCUUGCUCUCCAUCUCAGAGAAGGAGCAGAUACCACAGGGCCUCUUAAUGACCCUUGAGGUGGCAGAAGGGUGAAUAGGCAGGGAGAACUUCUCUGUCCUUAGGAAUCCCUUAGACUAAGAGGCUGGGGUGGGAAGGUAAGUACUUUGUUCUCAAGUCAUCCUGAGUCUGGAGGUAGGGAGAGGUAUCGUCUGACUUAAGGGAGCCUUGAGGUGAAGGAAGGAGUCCUUAGGUAGAGAGGUAAGGAAAAAUAUGGUUAAGCUUCCCCAGGACAUUGUUCAGGGGACUGAGGGGAACAUAGUGCACUUGAUGGCUCAGGCCAUACCUGGGCUCUGUUGACGUUGGCUAUGGCAGACUUCGUAGCCAUGUGACAGGACUUCUCCAAGUUGGCCAGGUGAGUGGCCCGCAUGUCCAUGCCAAGGCACAGCUUGUCAUUAAGCAUAUCUACAAAGAAAUGUGGUCUGAGUACAACACUGGCCUGCUCCAUUUCUGGUCCCUCAUUUAGUCAUUUGUUCAACAAGUUUUGUGUAUAUGUAAGUUUAGAGAGGUAGGUAAUAUUUUGAGUUAGGAUAUGGAAGAAGCUACAUUGGGGGACUAAGGAUAGCCAAAGUGGUAGCAACAAAUUUUCAAAAGACUAGCUGAAAGAUGUACCCCAAAGAUGGGUCCCAAUGCCAGUCCCAGUCAUGUAUCUUAGAAGGUACAUGACCUUAGGUAAAACAAUUUCAUCUCUCUAAGUCGGUAGCUAGUAAAAACAGCCCUGGUUUCAUAGUGGGUUAUGCAUUGGGUUGCUAACUACAGUAUCAACAAUUUGAAAUCAGCUACUCAGGAGAAAGAGGAGGCUUUCUAUUUCUGUAAGAUUGAUAGUGUCGGAAAUCCACAGAGGCAGUUCUACUCUGUCCUAUAGGUUUGCUAUGAGUCAGAAUCUACUUGAUGGCACUGAGAAGCCUCUAUCUACAUGUAUUGGUCUCCAAGGACACCACUAAAUCAGAUUCUUUCCUCAGCUCUGCUUAGUGAAGAAGAUAAUAAUGUGGUAAGAACAAUGACAGAGAUAUGUAAAAGGAAUUUUCAGUGCUUUGGGUGGUGGGUAGGAGGAAGGCUUGCAGAAAGAGUUGGUUAUUGGAUUAUGUUUUUGUAUAUAGGCAAAAAGCAUAGGGCAUUCCAAGCAUGAGCCAAAGUAUUGAAAUGUUUUCAUUCCAGCCUCUGGUCUCUGCUGGCCCUAGAACAUGCUUUGGAUGAGUAAUAGAUGUUAUUCUUGGCUCUUUUUCUCUUUCUUUCUUUUCUUUUUUUCCUUCUUACUUUCUUAACUUACUUUCUCAUUGAGGCCUUUCUCUUGUUGCCUAACCUAAAUUUUGCAACCUGCCUACUCCAAAACAGUUAUCCUCAGGGGAUUUUUCUCCUUCGCACUUAUCACUAUCUAAUAUACUGUUUUACUAAAAUAUUUUAUCUACUGUUUGUCUCAUUAGAAGGCAAUCUUUGUAAGGACAGAGUUUUUUUUGCUCGUUGCUGCUAUGCCCCAGUAUUUAAACCAGAGCCUGGCACAUAGUAAGUAGGUUCGCAAUAAAUACUUGUUAAAUGAA
Messenger RNA from Echinops telfairi (small Madagascar hedgehog), 2983 nucleotides. RefSeq names its product hydroxysteroid 17-beta dehydrogenase 10 (gene HSD17B10). Gene Ontology annotation, biological process: fatty acid metabolic process; androgen metabolic process; estrogen metabolic process. Gene Ontology annotation, molecular function: estradiol 17-beta-dehydrogenase [NAD(P)+] activity. Bases 49 to 756 code for a protein of 235 amino acids. The transcript is spliced from 7 exons. NCBI's taxonomy places the organism in Eukaryota, Metazoa, Chordata, Mammalia, Afrosoricida, Tenrecidae. Gene Ontology annotation, cellular component: mitochondrion. The record is from RefSeq and is a predicted model, not a curated record.